Molecule: messenger RNA, 582 nt
Organism: Effrenium voratum
Lineage: Eukaryota; Dinophyceae; Suessiales; Symbiodiniaceae
Source: the annotation of a GenBank genome assembly
AUGGAGAAUGCGCGGGAGGCACACUCGCCAGUGGCUCUCGCUAGCGACCCCCGCCUUGCCAAGCUGCCAGCGCAGUGGCUGAGGACCAGCAACGGCAGCGACCCAUUGCCGGACCCCAGCAGCGGGCCCAUCUACAAAGUCAAGAGUCGGGGAGAAGAUCGGCAGCGGCUUGAACUCCGGACAGAUGAAGGACUGUGCGAGCUGUGCAAGGAGCCUGGCAGCGUUGCGCGGAUGGACGAGUUCCGGCGCUGGGACCUGAAACUGAGUGACGUCAACCAGCUGAUGGACCAUUACGACCAGCUGGCCGGAUACGUCUCCAGGGAGGUGCCGCAGAACACGCUCUUCUGUGGCCCUGUGGCAGAGGAGACCUGGCGCAUGAGGAGGAAGAACAAGACUGGCACGCGCAUUCACCGACUAAAUCCCAACCUGUCUUGCAACGACUCCCAGUUCACGAGCCACGCGCAUGCGCGCUUCUUCCUGGAGCCCUGCGACGAGACGGCGCCCACCCGCGAGGAGGCCCCCUUCCAUCCGCGGAAGCUCAACAAGUUCGGCUACAUGGAGUUAGAACAGGACAAGUUCUGA